AUGUCCGAGAGAAGUUUACUCGAUUUGCCAGUUGAAAUUCUACAUCAUAUCUUUGAUUAUCUUCAUAUCAAAACAAUCUUUUGUUCAUUACGAUGUACUUGCACUCAACUUCAUGCUACAGUUCAAACUUACAAAAACUUCCAACUCGACUUAUCUGCAUCGACUUCCACAGUACAAUUUCAAUAUAUUUCUCAAUUAUUUCAUCCCGAACGUAUUACUGGAUUGAUUUUCUUCGCUGAAAUCAAUCAGCAUUCAAAUCGAGCAAAAUUAUUCUUUGCAAGUUUUCCCAUCUACCAAUUCACUCGUCUUCGUUCAAUAGCACUUCUGAACAUUAGCAUUGAUGAUUUAAAUGAAUUUUUACAAUGUGCGUCUGUUCUACUUGUAACAUCACUGUCAAUACAUUUAGCUAAUCCAUACUUUCAUAGAUCAUUGCCACUCUUGACAUCAUUGAUCAAUCAAGGAAAUCUUCGCAGAUUACAAAUAAUUAACAUGUACUAUGUUCUACAACCUUUGUUAUGGUCUACACAUUGCAAAUUGACUUAUUUGGCAAUAUUUAAGUGCACUUUCGAAGAGUUGUUUAUUAUUCUUGGGCGAUGUUCAUUUCUACGAACGUUCGUUUUACAAGAUUGUACAAUGUACAAUGCGGAUGUUGCCAACUUUCAUUCAUGUCCACAAUUAACUUCACUACACAUAACAGAUGCGUACUUGUCAUGGAAAUCUCUCCGGCAUUUACUUUCGUCAACCCCAUCACUUGUUGAUCUCAAAGUAAUCAGUUGUGUUCGAUAUUUCGAUGCAGAAUCCGAAAGUUUCUCAUGGGAAGAACUGAUUCAAACUCGACUUCCAUCAUUAACACAUUUUCACUUCUUCUUUCGAUAUGAUAUUCAAAUGUUUUCAAACAACUACAUGAGUCUUCAUUCCAUAAUUAAACAAUUUCGUUCACCAUUCUGGUUGGAAGACAAACAAUGGUUUGUCACUUGCGAUUUUGUCUUGAAUGCAUUAUCAUCAUCAGAAAUCAUACUCUAUACCAUACCUCAACCUAUCUAUGGCGCUAAGAUCUUCAUUAGAUGCCAUGCUCGAUCUACCGAUAGCAUUUGUUAUUUCACUAAAGAUUUGUUUGAACAAGAUGAGAAUGACGAUUUGUUAGAAUUAAAUCUUGCAAAUAUGAGAACGCGAUCAACGAAUAUUCAACUUUUAGCAUGUGCACUACAACACAACACAACAGUCGCUAUUCUCAAUUUAGAUGGAAAUCAAAUCAAUUCAGAUGGAAUCCGACACCUAGCGGAUGUACUGAAGGAUAAUACGACAAUUCAAACAUUAAGUUUGAAUGGCAACAUCAUCGGAGAUGUAGGAGCACAGUAUUUAGCGGAAAUGUUACAAUCAAAUAAUACUCUGACAACUCUUCGAAUAUGCGGGAAUCAAAUUGGAGAUGAAGGAAUACGAUAUUUGAGUUCUUCAUUACAAACAAAUACAACAUUGACUUCGUUGGAUAUUAGUGGAAAUCGUAUUGAAAACGAAGGGGUACGGCAUUUAGCGGAUGCAUUCAAGAAAAACAAAAUGUUAACCACGCUGAGUUUUCAAGACAACUAUUGGAAAGACGAAGGAAUUCAACACUUAUGCCAGGCAUUACGAAAAAAUACGACCAUACUCACAAUUGAUCUGCGUAGUAACCAGAUCGUACCAUCAAGCAGUCAACAUUUAAGCGACAUGCUUGAAACGAAUACAACACUCACAACGCUCAUUUUAGCAGAUAAUGAACUGGAAAGCAAGGGAAUUGAACUCCUCGCCUGUGGACUACGGAAAAAUACGGUGAUAUCGGCACUUCGAGUACUGAAUCUUCGAUUUAAUCGUAUUGAUGUUGACGGUGCCGAACAUUUAGCAGAUGUUCUAAUAUACAAUACAUCAUUGACCACACUUUCACUUUGGAACAACCAAAUAAAAGAUACCGGAGCACGUUGCCUAGCUGAUGCAUUGAAACAGAACAAAACUUUAAUAGCACUUGAUCUUGGUCGAAAUUUCAUCGCAGUAACCGGAGCGAGAUAUUUGGCUGAUAUGUUACGAAUAAAUACAACAUUGACCAGUCUUGGUCUGUGGAGCAAUGAAAUCAAAGAGAAAGGUGUUCACUAUCUCGUUCAAGCCUUGUCAUCGAAUGAAACAUUGACAACACUCGAUAUUGGUUCCAAUCCAAUUGGUGAUAAUGGAGAACAAUAUUUGAUAGAAUUGUCGAAGACAAACAAAUUAUUAACAACUUUGAAUUUCAAUGACAAUCUUGUCGAUAUUAUUUAG
Adineta ricciae is the source of this 2283-nucleotide messenger RNA. NCBI's taxonomy places the organism in Eukaryota, Metazoa, Rotifera, Eurotatoria, Adinetida, Adinetidae. The record is from the annotation of a GenBank genome assembly.